AUGGCUGCUUCCCUUGACCUACAGGCUUUCAUCCUCCGGGCAAGGGUGCUGAAGUUCUAUAGGCAUGCACUAAGAACUGCUCGACGAGCUCCCAUUCAUGCUAGAGCUGAACUGAUGCAGACAAUUAGGCAAGAGAUGGAGAAUAACCGACACUGUGAUGAUAAGCAAAAAAUCCGUUAUUUGAUUAGUGAAGGAAUGGAGAGAUUGAAGGGUCUAGAUGAGAUGCUUGAUAUGCAGGGUCAUUAA
Messenger RNA from Nelumbo nucifera (sacred lotus), 246 nucleotides. RefSeq names its product LYR family of Fe/S cluster biogenesis protein. NCBI's taxonomy places the organism in Eukaryota, Viridiplantae, Streptophyta, Magnoliopsida, Proteales, Nelumbonaceae. Gene Ontology annotation, cellular component: mitochondrion. The record is from RefSeq and is a predicted model, not a curated record.